Gryllus bimaculatus (two-spotted cricket) is the source of this 693-nucleotide messenger RNA. Lineage: Eukaryota; Metazoa; Arthropoda; Insecta; Orthoptera; Gryllidae. The record is from the annotation of a GenBank genome assembly.
CCCUCGCCCCGCAGCAUCCCCGCCCCCUUCCCGCCCGCCCCGCCCUCUCCGCCCCCGCCCGGCGGCGGCAGCGGCAGCGGCGGCGCCGCGCCCAGCCCCCCGCCGCCCUACGCAUGCGCCCUUCCCGCCCCUCGACGCCCCCGCCCCGGCCCGCCCGCGCCCUCUGCGCACCCGCCCAUCCCGGGCCAGGCGCCCGACGCCGCCCCGCACCACGGCCUGCACACGCACUCCAGCAAGUUUCCGAAGGCACGCCUUGGCUGGGGGUGGGGUGGUAGGGGAGGGGGUGGGGUGGGAGUCUCCCACGCGCCGCGGGGCGCGCUGAGGCGCAGCGGCGGAGGCGCAGUCGCGGCCGGCGCAGCAGUGCAGAAGCAGCUACGGGGCGCGGGGCGGCGCGAAGCGGAGGAGCAGACUGCGGCGAGACGCGCGGCUCCGCGCAAUAGGCCGUCGCCCUCGCCUCGCCGCCGCGCCGCGAAGCCCCGCCGGCGCCCCGCGCCGCCCCCGGCGCGCCCCGGGCAAGACCACCACCACCUGCAGCUGAUGCAGCAGCAGCAGCAGCGCGCGGCGCAGGGCCAGGGCCAGGGGCAGUACGCGCGGCCGGCGCCGCUGCACCAGGGCGCGCCCCCCGACGGCUCCGCGCCCGCCCCCAACCCCCAGCAACAGCAACAGCAACAGCCCGCCUACGCGCACUACAAC